UCAUCCAAUGAGGGUAGAGGGGAUGCGGCGAGCUGGGGUCGCUUGUUUGACACCGAGAAAGUUGUUGUGUCUCUAGAAGAAGCGUGCGAAGCGGAAAGCGAGCGGGAAGCGGGGCGAAGGGAGGCUGGUCGGGAGCAGCUGUCGGCGGGUCCGGGGCCCCGAUGAGUGCCGCACAUUGCGGCUGUGACGAGUUCGACUUCAAGCUCAUAUUCGGGGAGGAAGCGACGGAGCCUCAAGUGCCAACUGAUCUGGAACCGGAUGACUGUGCAUCCUUUUAUCUCUUCAAUGUAGACCAGCCUCCUUCUGCCAUAAACCAGGCCAUCUGCAUCCCGAGACAUGGGACCCAUCCCCAUUGCUCAAAUCGCUCCCCUUCAUCCCACUUCCAGAGCUUUAAAACCCAUGCUAAUGAUAAUGAGAUCCCAGAGCCCAAGUACAACCCUGCUGGGGGUACAAAGGCAUUUGAAUGUCCCAGCAUUCAGAUCACAUCCAUCUCUCCUAGCUGCCACCAAGAGAUUGGAACUUCAGAGGUCAACAACCAAAAGGAUGAUUACAUGGAAAGACCCUCGCGAGAACACCUCUACCUCCACCUUGAGCCAUCCUAUAGAGAGCCGUCUUUAAGUCCAAGCCCUGGAAGCAGUAUAUCCUCAAGGAGUUGGUUUUCAGAUGCCUCUUCCUGUGAGUCUGUUUCUCACACCUAUGAUGAUGUGGACUUUGAGCUAAAUGAAGCUGCAGCAAGAUUUACUCUGGGUUCGCCUUUGGCAUCUCCCAGUGGUUCGCCCAGAGGUUGCUCAGGGGAUGAAACAUGGCAGCAGUUUGGCUAUGGAGCGUCUCUCUCGCCUAGGCAAUCCCCUUGCCACUCUCCGAGGACUAGCAUUACAGAUGAGAACUGGCUUGGCCCACGGUCAAUCUCACGGCCAUCUUCUCGGCCCACUUCCCCUUGUGGCAAAAGACGACACUCCAGUGCAGACAUCUGCUACACGGAUUCUGGCUCCCCUCACCACUCACCAGCACCCUCUCCCAGCCACUCACCCAGAGGCAGCAUAACAGAAGAUACUUGGCUUAAUGCAUCACAACAUGCUGGGUCUGGUUCCCCUCCUUUCCAGUGCAGCCACGAAACAGAUAUACCCCUAAAAACACGGAAAACCUCUGACCAGACUGCCACUCUAUCAGCAAAGAUUGAUGUCUGUGCAGAAGGUCCUGGACGUUUAUCCCCAUCUGUAGAGACGUCCGCAGAUGACAAUCACUCCCCGCAGCAUCCACUCAAGAAAGAAUCGUCUACUGAUCAGUUCCUAUCAGUUCCUUCCCAUUUUACUUGGAACAAAUCAAAACCUGGACAUGUGCCUAUUUUUAGGACAUCAUCUUUGCCACCUUUGGACUGGCCGUUGCCUGCCCAUUAUGGACAGUGUGAACUGAAAGUAGAGGUGCAGCCAAAGACCCACCACCGAGCACACUAUGAGACGGAAGGCAGCCGUGGAGCUGUGAAAGCUGCUUCUGGCGGUCACCCAGUGGUGAAGCUGUUGGGCUAUGCAGAUAAGCCGGUGAACCUCCAGAUGUUUAUUGGGACAGCUGACGACCGCUACAUUAGGCCUCAUGCCUUUUACCAGGUACAUCGUAUUACUGGCAAAACGGUAGCUACCGCCAGUCAAGAGAUUGUCAUAACCAGCACCAAAGUCCUUGAGAUCCCACUUCUGCCUGAGAAUAAUAUGUGUGCCAGCAUUGACUGUGCUGGGAUACUGAAAUUGCGGAAUUCAGACAUCGAACUGAGGAAGGGGGAAACUGACAUCGGUAGGAAGAAUACCAGGGUGCGCUUGGUGUUCCGAGCGCACAUUCCACAAGCCAACGGGAAGGUCCUGUCUCUCCAGACGGCAUCAGUCCCUGUUGAAUGUUCUCAGCGAUCUGCCCAGGAACUACCCCAGGUGGAAAAUUAUAAUAUAAACAGCUGCCCAGUGACAGGGGGGCUGGAGAUGACAAUAGCAGGGUCUAAUUUCCACGCAGAAUCAAAAGUGCUUUUCUUUGAGAGAGGACAAGAUGGACGCUCGCAAUGGGAAGUUGAGGCUAAGAUUCUGGUGGAAAAGUGUCAAGAGGGGAUCAUAGUUCUUGAAAUUCCACCGUACUAUAACAAGUCACUUGAGACAGCCACCCAGGUACAGUUCAACCUGUGCAAUGGGAAGAGAAAACGCAGCCAGUCUCAACGUUUCACUUACUUACCAGUCAUACUGAAACGGGAAAAAAACGAAGAUGAUUUGCCUGCAAUGUCAUCAGUGUCUGGUGAGAAUAAUGUUUCGGCACUUCAGGCAAUGAGCACACAUCUGCCUUCGAUGAACCAGAUGAAUACCCAUGAUACUUUCUUGUCUUCACCAACAAGGGUUCUGACAUGCUCUACUCAGCAAGCCUACUCGUCCCUCUUGGGUAAUGGGGUUCCUCCUCUUUCACAUUUUCAAGGUAGGAACAUUAACUCACCCACAGAAUGCCAAUCUCCAGCAUCACACCAGCCUUAUCAUGUUACAUCAACAUCUGCUGCCAAGCUUUCCUACGCAUCCAUGAAUCCUAAUAUCAUGUACAAUGGACAGUCCAGUCUUCCUCUGAGUGCAACCUCUGACCAAGGGUACGAGAAGCUCAAUUUUCAGCAAAAUACUGGUGUUGCCCCUCUGGUCAACAUGGGUCACCCUUCCUUGCCAACAAUUCAGUACAAAGCAUCAAGUUCAAGCCCUGCAUGCGCGUUGCCCAACUCUAUUCAUCCAUUGGCUCACACAGUGCCUUCGUCCCCUCAUCUUCAGCAGGCACAGUAUCAUUGUUUAACCACUGGGCAAAGACCAAUAGGAUCAUCGUCACUAAGUAUGUCCAUGGGGCAACCUCCACUCCUUCAUCAGUCUUUCUCAUACCAACCUCCACAACCAUCAUCGGCCACCUCAGAGUCAUCUUCAGUAUCUCUUCCGUUGAGCCACUCGCCACUCUCUGACCCUUCUUCACCUCAGUUACAGUCUAUCACUUACUUGUCCCCUAGCUUAGGUCCAUCAUUUCAUUCACCAUCUCCUAGACCCAUCACUCACUCUGGACAAUCAUUCGAUCAUGUGCAUAGUCCUGAACUGGGUGGAAAAUCUCCAGCUCCACCCCAUGGGCACCAUACCAUUCAGAGCGCAUCUCCAUUCCCUACCGAUGACGCGUCUUUGAGUGUUAAAUCAGAACCAGAGGAACGUGAGUUGAACUUCCAGACAAUUGGCCUGCAGGACAUCACUUUGGAUGAUGUGAAUGAAAUCAUAGGGCGUGACAUGUCACACGGCGCGUCAAGGACAUCACCAGCCUUCCACGAUCCACUGGAGUCCACCAUACCUGAUACAGUCUAACAGGUUUACUAUGGCAUUUAAGAAAGCACUGGCUAAACCAAAAUCUAAUUGUUCC
Messenger RNA from Spea bombifrons (plains spadefoot toad), 3399 nucleotides. RefSeq names its product nuclear factor of activated T cells 3 (gene NFATC3). Gene Ontology annotation, cellular component: transcription regulator complex. Lineage: Eukaryota; Metazoa; Chordata; Amphibia; Anura; Pelobatidae. Bases 162 to 3344 code for a protein of 1060 amino acids. The transcript has 10 exons. Gene Ontology annotation, biological process: regulation of transcription by RNA polymerase II; cytokine production; calcineurin-NFAT signaling cascade. Gene Ontology annotation, molecular function: DNA-binding transcription factor activity, RNA polymerase II-specific; transcription factor binding; RNA polymerase II cis-regulatory region sequence-specific DNA binding. The record is from RefSeq and is a predicted model, not a curated record.